Hypoxylon trugodes is the source of this 1992-nucleotide messenger RNA. RefSeq names its product acid protease. Gene Ontology annotation, biological process: proteolysis. Lineage: Eukaryota; Fungi; Ascomycota; Sordariomycetes; Xylariales; Hypoxylaceae. The transcript has 2 exons. Gene Ontology annotation, molecular function: aspartic-type endopeptidase activity. Bases 173 to 1600 code for a protein of 475 amino acids. The record is from RefSeq and is a predicted model, not a curated record.
UAAAAGCGACCCAUUCGAAUACACAUUGAUAAUAUACCUUCACUUCUAUGCUUUGAACUAUAGCGCUUUGUGUUGUUUGUUAUCAUCUGCUAUUAGACCGGUGGGAUAAGGAAGAAAAGAUAUCGACGAUUUCUUAGCGAUCACGCCGAGACGGCCUACACACUACCUCAAUAUGAAAUCAACAACAACAGUUCUUGCCCUUGUCGCAAGUAUAUUAGCCAUACCGGCAAAUGCACGUAAUAUACCGGGUGGUAUUAGCCAGCCGAAAGUCGUAAACCUAUCUACGCAACGAAGAACAGUAUCAAACCCUGUAAAACGGGAUCGUAUACGACGAAGAGAUACUAUUAAGGCGUCAUUAGACAACGAGGAAACACUAUAUUUCGUAAAUGCCACACUAGGAACGCCGGCGCAGUCUGUGCGAUUACACUUAGACACUGGUAGCAGUGAUUUAUGGGUAAAUACGGGCGACUCGUCACUAUGCUCUGAGGCGUCUAAACCUUGUGCCUUUGCUGGAACAUACAACGCCAACUCUUCUUCCUCUUAUAACUAUGUCGGAAGUUGGUUCAAUAUUUCUUACGUCGAUGGCUCCGGAGCCAGCGGAGACUAUGUCACCGACACGAUCACGAUUGGCCAGACGACCUUAAGCGACUUCCAAUUCGGUGUCGGUUACCAGAGUACCUCCGAGCAGGGCAUACUUGGUAUUGGUUAUUCUACCAAUGAAGUGCAAGUUGGAAGAGCGGGCAAGAAGGCAUACGACAACCUACCGAUGAAGAUGGUCUCGGGUGGACAAAUCUCACGGAACGCUUACAGCUUGUGGCUUAACGAUCUCGAUGCGAACACUGGCAGCAUUCUAUUCGGAGGUGUCGACACGGCGCAAUACACUGGAAGCUUACAAACGCUACCGAUCCAAUCUAACGGCGGUGUCUUCUCAGAAUUCCUCAUUACACUUACCUCCCUAUCAGUGGGCAGCACAUCUAUCGCUGAUAACCAAGCUCUUGCGGUCUUGCUCGAUUCGGGUUCCUCGCUUACUUACCUGCCUGAUGACAUGGUUAACAGCAUUUACGAAUCAGUCAAUGCGCAAUACGACUCGAGCCAGGGUGCCGCAUAUGUACCAUGCACUCUUGCCAGUCAAACAACAUCCGUGGACUUUACGUUCUCCGGUGUUAAGAUCACCGUGGGAAUGGACGAACUUGUACUAGACCUUGUGGCAGCGAACGGACAACGCCCGACUUUCUCGAACGGUGUCCAGGCCUGCCUAUUCGGCAUCUCGCCAGCCGGCUCGGGAACGAAUGUUCUCGGCGACACAUUCCUACGAUCCGCUUACGUUGUCUUCGACCUCGAGAACAACGAGAUCUCCCUUGCGCAGACGAAUUUCAACACAACCGAAUCGAAGGUCCAAGAGAUUCCCAGCGGAACGGGCAUUCCCGAUGCCACUGCAGUCUCCAACUCUGUAGCCGCGACUGAAGGUGUCGUGAGAGGUAGCGGUAACGGCAAUGCCGGCCUUGGUAACACCACUGGCGAUGCCGUCAUCGCAAGUGCCUCCAUGGCCGCAGUCCUCUUCGUAUCCUUCGGUGCCGCCGUCAUGACUACGAUAUUAUAAAUAUAAAUAUAGGUGGACGCAAAAGACUAUAAAUACGAUAAGUGUUGUUCUGUUUUGGAUUUGUUGCAUGGCAUACUCAGCAUCGCAAGGCGUUUUGGGGACUCUUGAUUUGGAUACACAUAUCGGUCUAUAUGGGAAUCUAGCGUGCCAACUUGGUUUUCAUGGCAUUUUGAGUACCGGUAUAGACGACCGAGGGACUACAAAAAUACUGACUGAUUUGUAUGAUAUGAUAUCUGCGAACUGGAUGGAUUGGGAAGGAAGAAUAACCGUGUAUUAUAUCACUGUCCCAUUUGCAUGACCACAUACCACAUAUUUUACGACAAAGCGAAGCGUAGCGGAGGUCGUUAGGCGUUAUAGCUAUGAAAUUUACGUCGUGUUUUUUGCUUUGUCAA